AUGGUCGAAACAAUCAAAAUCGAAACAACAACAAUACCAAUAACAACAACAACAACAACCAUACUCAUUCUCCUCAUCCUACCUCUUCUACCUAUUCCUCUGCCUAUUCUUCUGCCUAUUCUUCUCCUUCGUCACCUUCUCCAUCUCCUUCCCGUCGCCCCACUUGCUGUCACCAGACUGGCAGGGUGAGCCCUCUUGGCGACUGUGUCUAAGGCGGACAAGUUGAUUGUCCUUGGUGACUUCAACGCCCGCGUCGGCACAGACCAUACUGCCUGGAGAGGAGUGCUGGGUCCCCACGGUCUCCGCGGCUCAAACGAACAUGGUCUGCUGCUUCUCCGCACCUGCGCAGAACACCGCCUCAUGCUGACGAACACGUUAUUCUGUCUGCCGGAGCGAGAGAAGGCCACCUGGAGGCAUCCUCGGUCGCGCCAGUAGCACCUGCUGGACUAUGUCCUCGUCCGGAGGGGAGAUCAGCGGGACGUGCUGGUGACGAAGGCGAUCGCGGGUGCUGACGGGUGGACCGACCAUCGCCUCGUCAUCUCGAAGAUGCGUAUUCGCCUACAGCCUCGCAGGAGACCACAAGGUAAGCGACCCCCAGGUAAGCUGAAUGUUGCCUUGUUGUCUUUGCCCGCUCACAAUCUUCAUUUCAGCAAUGAGCUAGCUCAAAGGCUAGAAAACCUUCCUAUCGCUGCCGACGCCGCCGCUGCCGAGAACGCCUCCGUGGAGAACCGCUGGUGUCAACUGCGAGACACGGUCCAGUCGACGGCGCUCGCCGUCCUCGGUCGCGCUCCCCGCCAACACCACGACUGA
This is a messenger RNA of Spirometra erinaceieuropaei, 810 nucleotides long. The record is from the annotation of a GenBank genome assembly. NCBI's taxonomy places the organism in Eukaryota, Metazoa, Platyhelminthes, Cestoda, Diphyllobothriidea, Diphyllobothriidae.